GGUGGGAAUCACUUUGACCAGUAUGAAGAGGGCCAGUUGGAGUUGGAGCAGGCAUCCCUGGACAAGCCCAUCGAACCGGAUAACAUCGGGCAUCGGCUGCUUCAGAAACAUGGCUGGAAGUUGGGGCAAGGCCUUGGCAAAACCAUGCAGGGACGCACUGACCCUGUGCCCAUCAUCCUUAAAUAUGAUGUCAUGGGAAUGGGACGGAUGGAGAUGGAGCUGGACUAUGCAGAAGAUGCCACAGAGAAGAGGAGAGUACUUGAAGUGGAGAAAGAAGAUACAGAAGAAUUACGGCAAAAGUAUAAGGACCAGAUGGAAAAGGAGAAGGCCAUUGCAAAGGCUCUGGAAGACCUAAGGGCCAACUUCUAUUGUGAGCUCUGUGACAAGCAGUACACCAAACACCAGGAAUUUGAUAACCACAUUAACUCUUAUGAUCAUGCUCACAAGCAGAGGCUGAAAGAACUGAAACAGAGGGAGUUUGCUCGUAACGUGUCGUCCCGGUCUCGGAAAGGUGGAAAGAAGCAAGAAAAGAUGCUGCGCCGGCUACAUGAGCUGGCUGAGCAGAGGAAGCAAGACAGACAAAACCGGACUCCUGGAAGUGGACCCAUGUUCAAACCUACCACGGUAGCUGUGGAUGGCGAGAAAUCCGAAGAUAGUGACAGCAUGGUACUUGAGAAUCCUGCUCUGACUGAUAUAAACCCGGAGGGCUCGCCUACAGAAAUAGUUGACCAGUCUUCUCCGAAGUCUGGCCCAGCUAUUAGUUUUUCUCUGGGAAAGAGCGCGUCCUCAUCCCCGACCCCCAGCAGUGCAUCCAAAGUCAGUGUGUCCUUCUCCUUUGCCAAGAAAGCCCCAGUGAAGCUGGAGACAGCAGCUGCUGUCUUCGCUGAUCACGGUGAGGAGGCUGUAGAGGAAGAGGAAAGCCAAGAGGAGGAAAAGGCUGGAGGACAAGAGGAGACAUCAGGCUGUAGCACAGACAGCCCAAAGGCAGUGUCAGGGGGAGGAGAUGGAGGUGGGUCAGCCGCAACAGAAGAGGGGCAGCAGUCUGAUGAUGGAGCCUCGCUGGCUUCCACCCUCAACAAACUGAAGAUGAUGAUGAAAAAGGAGGAAGGAUAUGCCGGACAAGAGCCUGAGUAUUACCACUACAUACCUCCAGCUCACUGUCGGGUUAAGCCACACUUUCAGUUCCUACUGUUCAUGAAGGCCUCCGAGCAGUGUCAGAGCAAAGAGGAUGAAGAUGAGGAGGAGGCUCAGGAGGAGAAAAAGGCUGAAGAAAGCCCAGAGCCGACGGAGUCCGAUGCCACAGAAUGUAAAGCUGAGAAGGAGCAAGAUAAUGAGAAGUCAACAGCUGAGUCAGAGCCAGAACCCGCCCCCCCAUCACCCAAAGUGAAGGCGGAGGAGGAAACAUCUUCCUGUGCUAUGGACACAGCCUCCACUGCAGCCGCUUCCCCCACUGAGAAAACACAGAGCACCUCAGACACGCCGGAUUUAAACACUGGUCCGAAAAUCCCCACUUGUCCCUUCUUCCCCGUCUUGAGCAAAGAUGAGAGCACCACCCUGCAGUGGCCAACGGAGCUCCUUGAAUUUACAAAAGCGCAGCCCUCCCUGUCCUACAGCUGUAACCCCCUCUACUUUGACUUCAAGUUGUCUAAACACAAAGGCCUGCGCGGUGGAAAAGCUGCAAAGUCCCCAAAGCCGACGGAGGAGAAUGAGGAGAAAGUACAAGAGCCAGCUGCCUUACCAGCCGAAGCGGACCCGGCUGCAGAACCUGGCACCAGCACCGACAAAGACAAGCCGUCGAUGAAAGGAGACCCCGACCAUUCAGAGAGCGAGGAGCAAAAUCCCGCGGCUGGCAGUGCAAAGAAGAAGAAAAAGAAGAAGAAGCACAAGAAGUCUGCAAAGCAUUCAAAACGCAAAGGGAAAGAAAAAGCUGCUGCAGAGGAUGCAGAGGGAGACGCUGAGAGAGUGCAAGAAAAGCCCAAAAAGAAGAAGAAACACAAACGGAAGAAGAGUAAGAACAAAGGUCCAGAUCACGAUGAGGCAAGCGGUGACGAAAUGGAAAAAGUUAAACCAAAGUCCGAGGACAAGGCCGUGGCCUCCUCCGUUCAGUCGUCAACUGGAGGGGCAGCGGCGUCGGCAGCAGAGCUGGGCAAAAGGAAGCGCGCCGCUAAGGACGUUCCUUCCAAGUCGGGGGCAGACGAAGGAGGAAACGGGAGAGGCAACGACAAGGCCAACCCCUCCGAGGAGUACGCCGGCGGCGGCGGCAAGAGACCGAAAACCGACUCCGGCGCGCCCCAAAGCGCCUCCUGCUCCGCCGCCGCCCAGAAGAGUCCCAGCCACGGCCGGCCGCCCAGCAGCGAGAGCGAAGAGGAGCGCGGCUCCAACACGCAGCGCUCGCGCCACCACCGCUCCAGCCCGCGGGACCAGCGCCGCCACCAUAGCGAGGAGUCGGGGCGCUCCCACAGCCGCUCGUCCCGGCGGGGGGAGCGGCGCGGCAGCAGCCGCCGGCGCCACCGCGGCCAGGCCUCCCGCAGCCGCUCCUACUCCAGCAGCUCCGACCGCUCCUCGGCCGGCAGCAGCGCCUACAGCCACCGCAGCCGCAGCUACUCGGACAGCUACAGCGACUACAGCACGGAGGGCCGGCGCCGGAGGCGCUCCAAGCGCUCCUCCGACUCUGAGUACGAGCGCAGGGGGAGCAGGGGCCGCCGGCGCUCCCGGAGGCACCAGUACUCCUCCUCCUCCUCGGAUGACUCGCGCUCGCGCUCCCGCAGCUACAGCCGCCGGAAGAGGCACCGCCGGCACCACCGGAGCAGCUCCCGCAGCUCCAGCAGCUGGAGCCGCAGCACCAGCGCCCGGUCCUGGAGGCGGAGCUACAGCCGCAGCCACAGCUCCGCCAGCCGCUCCUCCAGCUCCACCAAAGCCUCCCCCCACCGGCGGGGCGCCAGGGCCCGCGCCGACAGCGACACGCACCGCAGGGACUUCAACCGCUCCCGCAUCUACCGCUCCCAGUCCCCGCGGUCCUCAUCGUCCCGUGGCCUUAACCGCAGCACGCAUUCGUCCGGCCUGCAGGGUCUGAGGCAAGGGGGGUCCCGAGAUGCAGGGGAGCAGAAAAACUCACUUACUGCGCGCCAGCUGUUGGAGAAAAUUCAGUCCAAAAAAGAAGAUUCUGCCACGGGAGCAAAAUCUGGGAUUAAGAUUAAGGAUCCCCCACAGGGGUAUUUUGGUCCUAAAUUACCUCCAAGCCUGGGAAGCAAAGCCAUGUUGCCACUGUUUGGGAAACUGCAGGCAGGGAAGAAACCCUUGAUUCCUCUGACCAGGCCGGAUGAGGGAGAGAAAUCCGGAACCGGAAAGAAUUCUGAAGCCGAGCGAGAGGUUAUCCUGGUAGAGCCAAUAAGGGAGUUCCCUCCACCCCCUCCACCUCCGGCUCCACCUGUCCAGAAGGAUGAAGAAGCCCCACCAACCUCGGUGAACCAGGAGGAGACACCGCAGCACGCCUCUACGGAGGAGCAGGUGCUCCAGGAACCCCGGCAGUCGUUUGAACAGGAAGCCUCCAUGAUGAUGCCCCAGUAUCAGGGAGAACCGGGACAGGACCCUUCCCAGAACCCCAUGAUGGAGUCUCUCAUGCCCGAGAUGCAACAGCAGCCUCCGAUGCACGGCUACCCGGCGUACCCACCCCCCAGCCUGGAGGAGGACGGCCUGGAGGCGGAGGACGACGGGCUGGCUCCUCUGGAGAGUCAGCCCAUCACCUUCACGCCGGAGGAGAUGGAGAAGUACAGCAAACUGCAGCAGGCGGCGCAGCAGCACAUCCAGCAGCAGCUCUUGGCCAAGCAGCCGCCGCCGCCGCCAACCUGGCGCCAGCCCCCCCCCCCGCCGGCCCUGCAGCAGAUCCACAUUCAGCAGCCCACUGUGUCGGUGGCCUCCGGCACCUCCAUCACCACCGUGCAGCACGCCAUCCUGCAGCACCACGCAGCCACCGCCGCAGCAAUGGGCAUCCACCCCGCGCACGCCCACCACCCUCACCCCGCACACGCCCAGCUAGCCCAGGUACAUCACAUUCCCCAGCACCACCUCACCCCCAUCUCCCUGUCUCCGCUGGGCCACUCUCUGGGUCACUCUUUGGGACACUCACUGGGACACGCUGGACUGAUUCCCGCCCACCCGACGGCCUUCCUCUCGGGUCAGCCCAUACACAUUAUCCCUGCCUCUGCCCUCCACCACACCCCACUAACUCUCCACCAUGUCCCCCACGCGGCUCUCUACCCCACACUCUUCACACCUCGGCCCUCUCAGGCUGCAGCCGCAGCGGCUCUCCAGCUCCACCCACUCCUGCACCCGAUCUUCUCAGGACAAGACCUCCAGCAUCCACCCAACCACGGCUCCUGAGUGAGACGGGGAGUGAGGUGGGGUAUUCUAAGCAUUCAGCCACUGGUAAAGAAAGACUCCACCUCGAACUGUCUUGGUUAAAGACUAGGGGUAAAGUCUUUGUAACAACGUGGAGACAGCGAGGCAGGAAGCUUGUCAGUGAAACCAUAAGUUAAUGGACCUACGCACAGCAACAGUGUGCUGCCGCAAUGUGGUGCGGCCUGUUAGGUUCAAAGUUCAAAAUAGCAUUUUCUUUGGGUUUGUGUAUUUUGUGUUGUUUUUCUUUUUUCAGAAUUUUUAUGAUGGGUUGUAGAUUAGACAUUUUCUUUUGAGAAUGGCCCAUAUCGGGUAUUAACAGCCCGAUAAAUCACUGGAUGUUUUGUUUUGUUUUCCAUAUGUGGCUAAGUUCGGCAGCCAAAGAGGAACAAUAAUGGCUACACAAUUAAAAGUCGUGCUGAGACGGAACAAUAAGUUUUGCUCCAGAGGUUGACAGUAGGAUCAUUUCUUCAUACCUGCUCUUUAUUGGAAUUUCACUCAAAAUAAUUUGUAAUGCAGUAACUUGUACAUAUGUCAGUGUGUAAUGUGAAGACUUCCCACAAUUAUGAUCAUAUAAAAAUACAGCUGUGUCUGAACCCUAUGACACUAAUCACAUAUGAAAUCCUCUGAAGGAGGAAAAUUGUGAUGGGGGUUUAACAUCCCUAUUACUAUGACGCAAAUCCCGUGUUCCCUUCUUGAGGGUACAUGUGAAUGAAUUGCACUGAAAUCUGUACACCGAGAUGGUGCUUUUGCAUCAUGUUACAAGAUUGUAGAAUACUGCAAUAAUUGUAUUUUUUUGUUUUUAAAUUAUUUUCCAAAAUGCUCCUUAUGGGAGGAGCUGUUUGGCUUUUUGUGUAAUUUUGUAAAUAAAAGUGCUGUAGUUUAGCCCUAUUAACAUUUUAAUGGGUUGAGAAGGCUCUUGGAAAAAGCAGAUCAGUGACAACUUGGUCAGACAGAAGGUGGACGCGCAUUUUAUCAAGGUCCUUUCUAAAUCCUCCCUGGCAGCCUGGGACGGCAAAUGAGCUCUGUCAAAAAGUAGCAACUCUGUAUUUUUUAAAAACCUAACUGUUUCGGCAAAUAAAAUCUUGAGUUCUG
Messenger RNA from Menidia menidia (Atlantic silverside), 5490 nucleotides. The record is from the annotation of a GenBank genome assembly. NCBI's taxonomy places the organism in Eukaryota, Metazoa, Chordata, Actinopteri, Atheriniformes, Atherinopsidae.